Molecule: messenger RNA, 5996 nt
Organism: Anolis carolinensis (green anole)
Lineage: Eukaryota; Metazoa; Chordata; Lepidosauria; Squamata; Anolidae
Gene: zxdc
Product: ZXD family zinc finger C
Exons: 10
Coding region: 174-2795 (873 amino acids)
Biological process (GO): regulation of transcription by RNA polymerase II
Cellular component (GO): nucleus
Molecular function (GO): transcription coregulator activity
Source: RefSeq, a predicted model, not a curated record
GAGCAAUCCUUUUCCAUCGACUCCGUUCCAGCGGAGAAUCCAGUCUUCCGGGUUUCUCUCGCUGCCGCGGCGCCUGGGCUCCAGAUCUUCCCUUCCGCGAUUCCACUCCGGGCUUCCCUGCUCGCUCGUCAGGCUCCGGUUUCAGCCCCGGCGCUGCUACAGGGACCCCCAAGAUGGAAACGCAGGGGCUGCCUGCCGCCCUGGAGCCCGGCGCCGGGCAAAAUGGCGGCGAGGGAGGCCUGGCGGGCGACGGGGCCCAGUCUCCUUCCUCCUCCUCGGGGCCUCCUCCGCGGCAAGCGGCGCCGGGAAGCUGGGGCCUGGACGUGGCCUUCCCUGUUCUCUUGUUACUGGAAGGGAAGAAGGUGCCGGAGCCGCCUCCGCAGCCGCCAUUGCCGUUGCCGGCUUUGCCUCAGCCGCCUGCGGAGGCGGGAGAAGAAGGCCUCGGCCCACCUCCGGACAACGACGGCCUGCUCCUGGUGGUCAACUUAGUGCGGGACGCGGCCUCGAGGGACGCUCCUAGGCCCGAGCCUCCCGCCGAGGAAGACAAAGGCGAGGAGGAGGAAGGGGAGAAGGAGAAGGAGCCGUCCUUCUCGGGGACGCUCACCAUCAACAACCAGAGCCUCCUGGUACGCUUCGAGAACGGCCUCCUCAGCUUGGGAGGCCCCGCCGCGCAUGCGCAGGCCUCGCCGGCCCCUUCACGAGCUGCGGCCUCGUCGUCGUAUCCCUGCCCGGAGCCGCGCUGCGAUGAGGCCUUCUCCCGCAAGCAGCUCCUGCGCCUGCACCGCUUGUCGGCCCAUGGAGGCGGAGGAGGGGAAGAGGAGGCGGCUUCCUCGGCCCCGGCGCCCCCGCCUCGGCCUUUCAGCUGCCCGGUGCCCGGCUGCGCCUGGGCCUUCGCCACGGCCUACAAGCUCCGGCGGCACCUGCACUCCCACGACAAGCUGCGGCCCUUCGCCUGCCCGGCCCCCGGCUGCACCAAGCGCUUCACCACCGUCUACAACCUGCGGGCGCACGGGCGGGCCCACGAGGCCGAGGCGGCGGCCCACAAGUGCGAGGCCUGCGGGCAGCGCUUCCCCACCGGCGCCCGCCUCGCCGCCCACCGCCGGCGCAGCCACCUCCAGCCCCCCAGGCCCUACCGAUGCGAGUUCCCCGGUUGUGAGAGGACCUUCAUAACAGUGAGUGCAUUAUUUUCUCAUAAUCGAGUCCACUUCAGGGAACAAGAACUGUUUUCCUGCUCAUUCCCGGGCUGUAACAAACAGUAUGACAAAGCCUGCCGACUAAAAAUCCACAUGAGAAGUCAUACAGGUGAAAGACCUUUUAUCUGUGACUUUGAAGGUUGUGGCUGGUCCUUCACCAGCAUGUCGAAGCUAUUGAGACACAAAAGGAAACACGAAGAUGACAGGAGAUUUACAUGUUCUGUAGAAGGCUGUGGAAAGUCGUUCACAAGAGCUGAACACUUGAAAGGCCAUAGUAUAACUCAUCUUGGUACAAAGCCGUUCGAAUGCCCAGUAGAAGGCUGUUGUGCAAAGUUCUCAGCACGCAGUAGUCUGUACAUUCACUCCAAAAAACACCUUCAAGACGUGGACUCAUUGAAGACUCGUUGCCCUGUUUCAAGCUGCAAUAAACUAUUCACAUCCAAGCAUAGUAUGAAAACUCACAUGAUCAAACAGCACAACUUUAGUACAGAUCUCUUAAAUCAGAUGGAAACUUUUGGUUCACUUACACCUAGCAGUGAACUUGCCAAUUCAGGACAAAGUGACCUCAGCAAUGUAGAUCUUGUGUCCCUCUUUUCCAAUGUGUCUGGGAACACUUCCGGAAUUUCAACUGAUAUGGCUUUGAUAAACUCUGGAAUUCUAACUAUAGAUGUUGCCUCUGUUGGAGCCACACUCGGAGGCAAUCUUUCUGUUGGUAGCAAUCCUCUUGGUCAGACGGUUGACCCGCUGAUUCUAGUGGCUGGCAAUGACAUUCCAAACAGCCUGGAUAGCUCUCUUCUGUUGGGAACCACCACCACUGUUUUACAGCAAAGCACUUUAAGUUUAGAUGAUGUACAGAAUGUAAAUGCAGAAGCCCUAGGCCCCUUGGCUUCUUUGUCAGCAAAGAGUUCCAGUCAAGACCUGCAUGGCUUACCUUCCAGCAAUAAUCUCUCCGUAGACACAACCACUUUAACUCCGUCUAAUAGUCUCAGCGGAAACAGCGGAUCUGAUUUAUUGGCUCCAAGUAGAUCGGAACAGACUUUGCUUCCUAGCCUGGAUGUUGUGGGGCAGCAAGAAGGCAGUAAAGUAGUGACUCAGUUUGUGUUCUCCAACCCUCCAGGAAGUUACAGUGCACAGAAAGAAACUGAUCUGAGCACCGUGACUGGCAGCUCCUUUCUGGAGAGUGGUGGGUCUGCAAGAACAGAUUAUCGGGCCAUUCAGCUUGCUAAGAAAAGAAAACAGAAAGGAAGUGAGAACGACAUUGGAAUCCCUAACAGUGGCAUAAGAAAAGGCAAAAGUGAUAAAGUUAGUUCUUGUAGCCAUGGGAGUCGGCUAUGCAACAGUGUUUUACCAAAUGGAAGUCUGACUGUGAGAGAUGCAUCAGCUGGUACACAAUUUGUUCAGAUUCAGCUGCUUCAGGAUGAUUCCCCGGGAGAGGGAGAUCUCCCUUUCCAGCUCAGUGCUCAGUCCUCUUCACAUUCUCAGCUGACAGUGGACUUACCUGUCUAUAUCCUUCAGGAGACACACAAUUCUGCUGAAGAGGAUGCCAGUUCUGACAAUUCUCAGUUUACAGGAAGCACCAUUAAUCUACAAGACCUUGAAUGAAUGCGUUGGGGAAAGAGAUUCAGUUAUUCGCAUGAAGCAAAAUCUUGAGAAAUAGACUUGUUUUUGCAUCGAUGGAGAGAAGUGGCAAACUGGGAGCAUGCACACAGCGGUGCUACCUUGCGGCUUGCUUGAUGGUUACUGUGCAAUGAAAAAUUGUUCAGCAAUUUUUAUUUGAUUGGAUUCUUGGAGAUCUUGAUAUACUACUCUGUUUUGUAGUCAGAACAAAUACCUACAGGAGAGUGUUUAGGUUAUGCGGUGGAUGACUUGGAAUGCUGUCUUGGAGUGAACAUACUGUGAUGAUAUUCCCUACCAAAUGAACAGUUAUGCUUGGCACUUUUUUAUGUUCAAAAGAAGCAGGCAAUGAGACGUUUCCUUAAUUCAGUUUGGGACUAAAAGGGUAGCAUGGUGGUGAAGACUAUUUAAAAUCAGGGGUAAGGAAAGUAUUGCCCGUGAGGUGCAAGUAGCCCAAGGGGCCAUUUUUUGAGGACCCCAUGGGUAAAAAUAAAUGGCCCAUUUUUGCUUUAGAAUGCCUCCAAAUGUGCUUUAGGAAACAUAGAGGAUGUUCACACCACCUUUAGAGGCCCAUUGGGCCCAUAGGAGUCCAAAUGAGUUUUGCAAAAUAUAAAGUACCUUUUUUACCUGGAAUUGCUCCAGAAUCCAUUAAGAGGGCAUGGAGUGCGUUUCCACCAGAUUUUGUGGGCCAGUUUAAUCCCAGGGCAAGCCUUUUGAAAUGCAGACAGGACAAAAAUUCCCAUGCCCCCUAGAAGCAGUUGGCAUUUUCAUUCCUUUUUUGGCAAGAGCAGGUACAGCUCUGCAAGGUUUCCUAAGGGGCUAAUGUGGUGAUUCCCUACUUUUCCGCAGUUGCUUACCCUGACUUAAAUGUUUCACCAUAAACUGACAGUUCUCUGAUAAUGUUGAAUGCAGCUCCAGGGAAUCAGAGACAGAAGAAAUAGUACAGUACUCGGGAGUAGCAGGCGGUGACGAAGAACAGUGUAUUUCUUGCUCUUACUAUAUUGGUCGUAUUGCAUUAUGCAUUGUCCGUUAGGAGGCCGCCUGCCAGAUUUUAAUUCUUACAACUGUUGAUCAAGUUUACAGUAAUACAAGCCAGUAUUGCAAUUUCUUUUUAAGAUGUCACUUUAAUUAUGUGUAGUCCAAUCAGAUCUAUGUUUGGUCGGAAACAAAUCUUGCUGAGUUCAGUAGGAUUUAAUACAAGUAUUCAAAAAGUUGUAUCCUUUGCAUGUUGGCCAUUUACACAGACACUUUGCUUACGCCAAAGCACAUGUAACUAGUUUUCAUAGUAAGUAAUAAACAGGUAAGUAACUUGUUGACUGAUAAGUGCAUCUUUAAAAAGAAAUCUGCCAUUUUAUUGUAGGCAUUUGGAAGAUAAUUGUAUGGACUUAAAAGAGCAAAGUUUAAAAUUUCAUCUAGAACAAAAAAGAUCUCAAUAUUUGACAACAAAUCUGGAAGCUGGAACUGUAGCCACCUGGCUUUAAGUCAUACAUAUUUAGGUUGAAAAGCUGUGUGUGUGUGUGUAUGCAUUUCUUUUCCUUUUGAUUGUGAGUGCAAAUGCAUUUCUAUAUAUUUUUUAAGAAAAACAAGAUUUCCUAAAGAAGAAGUCUUGUCAUCUUAACCUUGCUUAUAUUUAUUUGCAAUAAUGCACUGAAAUGAUAUAUGUCGAUUAGAAAUAACAGUGGUGUGGAUGUCACCAGUUCCCUGGAGUCCCCCCCCCCCCUUCAAACUCCUAUAUUCAGAAGUUCAUCACCAGUAAUGAAUGGAUUUCUCUCUUGCCAUCUGAACUUUCCUGACACCAGUAGAUAAGAGGAGGCUGGUUAAUUGUAUUGUAUUGGGCUAUUGCCAGAAAGGUCUCUUGUCCUUCCUAGGGAUUCUAGGAGACUUGGGGUCUUAGUUGACACCAGUUACUUGGUUCUCAUGUCAAUUCUGUUUUAUGUCAUCAAGAGCCUGAUGUGGCUAAAGUGGCCUCGAAAACAACUGCUUCCCAAUCUUUCCAUAUUGGACCACUAAUCAUUUUCACUUUAGCCAAAUGGAAACUGGAGGGGGCAACCGAUCCAUAAUUUGGAAUUAGGUAUGUCCUAAUUACUUACUGUGCCUUUUCCAUGUCCAAAAAAAAAUGAAUCUAUUUGAAAACUUUUUGUAGGGAUUAUUUACCUUGCAUUUUAAUAUUUGGGCAUCAUCCUUCAAAAAGACAUUCUUAACUGGUUUAAUUUUUCAUUCUGUUGCAUUAUACAAAACCUGCCUGACCAUUGUAUUAACCCUUUACUGUACUUCUGCAGUAGCGAAUAUGUACAAUACAUAAUUUUCAUUAUACAAAUCUCCAAGCCAGAAGGAGUUAUGAAACUACUACUGUUUAAAGCCUUUGGCUUUACCCACUUCUACAACACUGAAAUUCAGUUUAAGAGAAAUCGAAAUAUGUAAAAGUAUGCUGUUUCACCUCAAAUUCCUUAAUGAAGUGGUUCACACACUUAUCUUGCCAGUGAUCCUCCGGAGAGCAUGGGCACACCCUGCCCUUCCCUUUAGCAUGAAGCAGGUGGCCCAUUUACACAAUAUUCUCACUGUCCCAAAUCUCUUUUUCAGGGAGACAAAUGUCUCCUUGAUAUCCUUUUCUAUCUGUUCCAUUAUCUUAGACCUGGAAGAGAGGAAGAAUGGGGAGCAUGUAGGCCCCAGGAACAUUUUCAUUUGAUUCCCAACAUUUUGAAGAAAACUUAGUUUGACUUAAAGUGCUUUUGCAUUUUAAUGGAGAUGAGGGGGGGUGAAAACAUGAUAGUUUUGUUGCACACAUCCCCUAAAUGGUACAUUGAAAUACAUUGAAUUAAAACAAAUAUGGGGCUCAAUUGUUCAAGAUAUGGUGAAUUGUGGACUGGUUUGUGGGUAGCAACCCUGCACUUUUAUCAUUGAAAGAAGAUCACUGACUGGUCAAGAGUAUGAACUAGAUCUCUCCUAAGUGGUGCUUCUCUUCUACAGAAUCAUGCCUGCUGAAGAAUAAGAACACUUCUAUGCGACAACAUGUAAAUGUGUUUCUUCUAAAAAGUUUCUUUACUUGGCUUUGUAUGUUACUGUAAAUUUCUAAUGGCUUAAGGGUAAGCAUCAGAUUUAUUCCAGCAAAGUCCAUUGCUGGCAGUGGACAAUUAAAACAUUGCGGAGAUAACAAGGACGAAUAAAAACAACCAAUGUCCAGUUUCACCA